Molecule: messenger RNA, 1531 nt
Organism: Diuraphis noxia (Russian wheat aphid)
Lineage: Eukaryota; Metazoa; Arthropoda; Insecta; Hemiptera; Aphididae
Product: coiled-coil domain-containing protein 170
Source: RefSeq, a predicted model, not a curated record
GGCUAAAAAGUUGCAAAAGCAAUUGGACAAGGCACAGCUACAGUUGACCGAAUGUAGAUCGCAGAUCCGAGACUUAAAACUUCAACUGUCCGAUGCUGGAGACUGUAAGUUGACUUCGUUGGAAAGAGCGAAGAAAAUCGACGAUCUCGAGAAACGCCUGGUCGAAUCGGAAAUGUUGCGGAUGCGUUUUUCACGAAAAGUUACUGUUCUCAAAGAACAAUUGAAAUCURCCACCGAUUGUCAUAACCAAGACAAAACUCUGAACGAGCACACGAUGCGAGUGCUACAGGACGACCUAUCAUCCCUUAAAUUCCAAUUGAGUGAAGUGAAACGMCGAGAAUGUUCUCUCGAAGAUCUUCGACGGACGGUGAUCAGCCUACUGGCACUGGACUCGUCGUGUACCGAUUACGAGAUCACGUCGAAAAUAACCAAACUGGUGGCCGCCCACCGAGAGUUUUCCAUCCUGUCCAAGAGAUAUGACGACCCAUUGCCGCCUUACGUUCACCACCUGCCACCACCCUCCGAGUCAUCGGACCCGACGACGGUGGAGGACUUUGAGAUCCUGAACAACGCGUACAACAAACGUCCGUUGAGAAAGACCUGAACAACGAAGACUGACCCGUUUCGAAAAGGCUUCGAUKAGUAAAUUCUACUUUGCAGUCUAUACCUAUCCCAUCUGCCCUUAUAUAUAUAUACUUUUAAUAUAAUUUGAAUACAGUGAAACACGCGUGAAAUUAUUGUAAAAUCUUCCACCUCCGCGUGUGUAUACGUUCUACCGUAUUCUAGUAUCACUGUUAUUUGUUAUAGUGUGUAAUGUAUAAUAUCAAAUUAUAAAAAGAAUCCGUUAUGAGUAGGUAUAACUUAAAAAUUGUGGCGUGUAAUAAAAAUUCGUUCUGAAAAAAGAAAAACAUUAAAACUUUAUCGAUAUUUUUAACGUCUUGUAUAAAAUUAUAGAAUAUAGGUGGCUUUGUUCUUAAAUUUGUAGUCUUACAGAUCCGUUAAUCUUUGAUGUUGUGAGUUUUUCACCAUUCUAGAUUAUAUACUAGGUAUUUAACACUUCAUAAUAUUUUCGAUCUACCGCUGAGAAUAGGAUUAAUUUUAAUUUAUGUUUAAUUCAUACUAGCGCAGCUUUUAUCUGCAUAAGUUUUAUACACGUACCUGUGUGAUUUUAUUAAAGCCGUUUAUUUUUAAACGAGCAAUGUACAAGUAUAAAAAUAUCUAAUAUUUAUGUCAACUGUGUAGGUAAAUAGCGUUUAUAAUAUUUAAAUAAAUUCGAUAGAUUAAUUUAGAAUUCUUGUCAUCAUUAAAAUGACACAUUUUCAGUGUAGGAUUWAUUUGUAUUAAAUAGUGCAAAUUUUAUGAAAUGUCUGUGCAUAACUAAGUUCAAUUGUAUAUAAAAUGUUCRGUUUCAACUUACCCCGUGAGAUGCUUGGGGUUCUAUAUCAUAUGCAGUAUAUUACAUUAUUGGUAAGAAAUGUGGACUUUCUAAGCUAUUUAAAUGUGGGACAGUGGRCGCUUAAAAAAGUAAAUG